Punica granatum (pomegranate) is the source of this 1836-nucleotide messenger RNA. Lineage: Eukaryota; Viridiplantae; Streptophyta; Magnoliopsida; Myrtales; Lythraceae. The record is from RefSeq and is a predicted model, not a curated record.
AUGCAAGAAGAUGUGGGUAUUAUGAAGGAAAUGGGACUAGAUGUGUACAGGUUAUCGAUCUCAUGGUCCAGGAUAUUGCCCAUGGGUAGGAUAAGUGGGGGCGUGAACCAGAAGGGAGUUCAAUACUACAACAACCUCCUCAACGAGCUCCUAGCCAACGGUAUCCAACCCUUUGUGACGCUAUUUCACUGGGAUCUUCGUCAAGCCUUGGAGGAUGAGUAUGGCGGAUUCUUGAGUCCCCUCAUCGCGGGUGAUUUUCGAGACCACACCGAGCUUUGCUUCAAAGAAUUUGGUGACCGGGUGAAGCAUUGGAUCACAUUAAACGAACCGUGGUCUUACAGUGUUAUAGGCUAUGCAAUGGGACUGUCGGCACCGGGCAGAAGCUCUGAAUGGCAGCACCUGAACUGCACUGGUGGAGACUCAAGCACGGAGCCAUACUUGGUUGCCCACAACCAGAUUCUUGCUCAUGCAACUGCUGCUAAAUUGUAUAGGGAAACAUAUCAGUCUCUAAAAGGAAAGAUUGGGAUAGCACUGAAUUCCCAUUGGAUGGUACCAUAUUCAAGUGCGAGGCACGAUCGCAAUGCCGCACUUCGGGCCCUAGAUUUCAUGUUGGGAUGGUUAGUAAGUAUGCGUUAAUUGUUCUUCAAUGAUGUCAAUAUAUAUUACCAUUUAUUAUCAACUGAUUACUAAAUGAUUAUGAUUGACUACAUCGACAUUAUUUUUUUGUCGGUAGUUAAAUCUACAUAUAUUAUUUUUUAUACUGAAUUUGCAUAGUAUGCCUUCGGCAACGGCAGGUUCAUGAACCCGAUAAUGAAGGGAGACUAUCCGCAUGUAAUGCAUUCUUUAGUUGGAAGCAGGCUGCCAAAGUUCUCCAAGGAGCAAUCCGCAAUGUUAAAGGGAUCUUUUGAUUUUGUCGGCUACUAUACCGCUAACUACGCACGUUAUGCCCCUCGUUCAGAUGGACAUCAUGCUAGCUACCUAACCGAUGCCCGUGCCAAUCUUUCGGUUGAUCGCAACGGGGUUCGCAUUGGUCCUAAGAUUGCUUCAGAAUGGCUUUCCAUUUAUCCUGGAGGGCUACGAGAUCUUCUGUAAUAUAUAAAGGAAAAGUAUGGAAAUCCUCUCAUUUACAUUACAGAAAACGGGAUCGACGAGUAUGACAACUCAACGUUGCCUCUAGAGCAACAACUUGCUGACAAUAAAGGGAUUGAGUACUUCUAUCGCCAUCUUUCUUAUCUUCGACGAGCAAUUGUUGAUGGAGUGAAUGUAAAGGGUUAUUUCGCGUGGUCACUGCUGGACAACUUCGAGUGGAACUCCGGUUACACGAUCAGAUUUGGCAUCAACUAUGUGGAUUAUCAAAACAGACCGAAGAAGCACCCGAAACACUCAGCCAUCUGGUUCAAGGCCUUUCUGAGAAACCAGUGACAAACAGACCGAAGUAACGUUCUAGUUGUCGGCAUCAAUGUUGAACUACUUUUGCUCUACAUACUCUAGCUUCCUUCCUUCUUUUUUUUUUUUUUGUGAGCAGAUGCUUCUUUGCUGUCGCUUUCCGAAAAUACGGGAGUACUUUCAUGGGCAGGAGAGAGAUUUCGAAUCGUUCCAGCUCUUUUACAACUUCUCUACUCUGGGAAAUCUUCUUGGACCUGAUCAUGGGCGACACUAAAACAUUUGAUGGAAUAUGAAUCGGUCUCAUAUAUACAUUUUACUUUUAGACAUCGUUGUAUGCUUUACGCAUAAAAGCUAGCAUUGAGUCGAACUUGAACAUGUUAUGGUUGUGAAGAAUUUCUUUCUACUUAGUGAAGUAUGAAUAUCAUGGAUGAUAUUCAUAUGCAUGCCCGG